AUGGCGGCAGACCCCUCCCCCGAAGAGGCGCUGCCGGCGGAGAGCAGUCAGGCACCGAAGCGCCGUCGACUCGUCUGGAUCGCCGAUGACGACAAGGAGGAGGAAGAAGCCGCGCCUUCUCUGGUCCGGAGACCGCACAGUCGACCGAACGUAGCGCCGACCACUACUGGUCGGGUGGCCAGCGACCCUCCUGCAUCGCGCGUCGCAGAGACGGAGCGCAGGCGCCAACCGGUAGGACCAGGAGGAGGUUCACCACAACACACCGACGAUUCGACCUCGCGGCGUCGGACGUCAACCCCGACCAGGCCGCUGAAUAGAGGACGGCCGAGCCUGUUGCCGCCGCUGGAGACGCCGCGCCACAGGCCACGGAGCAGCCUGCGGCGGCGACCGCUGCAACAAGCGCCGAGGAACAACCGGCCCCGGCGGGUGCCACGGCGAGCACCUCGACAAGGGAUGAAGAGGCAGCGAGGACCCCUCCCCCGAGUAAUGUUGUGGGGGAGGAAGACAGAGUCCCGACUCCUCCAGCCGAAGAAGGGAGAGUUCCAACACCGCCCCAAGGAGGGGCCUCUUCGCCCGUAG
This is a messenger RNA of Sorghum bicolor (sorghum), 579 nucleotides long. RefSeq lists its product as uncharacterized. The coding region runs from base 1 to 579 and encodes 192 amino acids. The transcript has 2 exons. The record is from RefSeq and is a predicted model, not a curated record. NCBI's taxonomy places the organism in Eukaryota, Viridiplantae, Streptophyta, Magnoliopsida, Poales, Poaceae.